Molecule: messenger RNA, 816 nt
Organism: Hemicordylus capensis (graceful crag lizard)
Lineage: Eukaryota; Metazoa; Chordata; Lepidosauria; Squamata; Cordylidae
Product: olfactory receptor 2D3-like
Exons: 1
Coding region: 1-816 (271 amino acids)
Biological process (GO): G protein-coupled receptor signaling pathway
Cellular component (GO): membrane
Molecular function (GO): G protein-coupled receptor activity; olfactory receptor activity
Source: RefSeq, a predicted model, not a curated record
AUGCUUGGAAACAGCCUUAUCAUCUUCUUGAUCUGGGCGGAUUCCCGCCUGCACACGGCCAUGUACUUUUUCAUUGGGAACCUCUCAUUGCUGGACAUACUCUUUACAAUGAUCACUGUCCCCCAGAUGCUUGUCCACUUAGUCUUUGCGGUGAACAUCAUCUCUUUCAACAGAUGCAUGGCCCAGCUCAACCUGGCCCUGUCCUGUGGGAUGACUGAGUGCUUCAUCCUAGCUUUCAUGUCAUAUGACCGUUACGUGGCCAUCUGCCACCCUCUGCAAUAUCCCACCAUAAUGAGAAUGCAAGUGUAUAUGAAGAUGGCAGGCGUCUGCUGGAUCAUAGCCUUCCUCAAUACUGCAACGCUCACUGCCCUUACUGCAAGCUUCCCUUUCUGUGGGCCCAAUCGGGUCAAUCACUUCUACUGUGAGCUGCCAGCCAUACUGCAGCUGGUCUGCAUGGACACCUAUAUGGUAGAGCUCCUCAUCUUUGCCCUGAGUGUGGUUGUCCUCAUGCUGCCUUUCACCUUCAUCGUGGUCUCCUACAUCCACAUUGCCAGGGUGGUGCUCAGCAUGCGCUCAGCCAGGGGCCGGCAACGAGCUUUCUCCACCUGUGCCACCCACCUCACAGUCGUCACAUUGUUCUACAGUACUAUCGGCUUCACUUACUUGCAACCCCGGUCUAGACAUGCUGCAGACCAGGAGAAAAGAGCCUCAGUCUUCUAUGCUCUGGUCUCCCCCAUGCUGAACCCCAUCAUCUACAGCCUAAGGAACAAGGAAGUUAAAGGGGCUUUAUCCAAAGUGAUGGGAAAAGUCAGCUGA